Messenger RNA from Mastomys coucha (southern multimammate mouse), 5774 nucleotides. RefSeq names its product Bardet-Biedl syndrome 1 (gene Bbs1). Lineage: Eukaryota; Metazoa; Chordata; Mammalia; Rodentia; Muridae. Gene Ontology annotation, cellular component: BBSome; axoneme; centrosome. Gene Ontology annotation, molecular function: patched binding; smoothened binding. Gene Ontology annotation, biological process: protein localization to cilium; non-motile cilium assembly. The transcript is spliced from 15 exons. The record is from RefSeq and is a predicted model, not a curated record. The coding region runs from base 440 to 1942 and encodes 500 amino acids.
ACAAACAAAAAGUUAUUUCAAUAUAAAUAUAAAAUAAAUAUACCUUAGCCUCAUAGCAGAGAAGAAUAUUACAGCUAUGUUCAAAGUCCCAAGUUCAAUCCCCACUACUACAGGAAAUGGAAAGGAAUGAAUAAUAAACAGACAAACCUCUCAUCCUCCCCUUAAUACUCACCAGGCUCAUAAUUCAGGAUUUGGUUUGAUUUUCCUCUAGGUGUCAUGAGGUAGGCAUUCCCAUUUUGCAAGAGAGAAACCUGAGUUCAGAAUUAGUUAAGUAACUUUGCUAAGGAAUACCUCUUCUAAGCCUCAUGGGAAGACCUUGCUGGUGGUGGGAGACCUUGGCCCAGGUGGGCAGCAGCCCCGCCUGAAGGUGCUCAAAGGACCCACAGUACUGACAGAAAGCCCACUGCCUGCCCUGCCGGCCUCGGCUGCCACCUUCCUCAUGGACCAACACGAGCCCAGGACACCUGCCCUAGCACUCGCCUCAGGACCUUGUGUCUAUGUUUAUAAGAACCUUCGACCCUACUUCAAGUUCAGUCUGCCCCAGUUACCUCCAAACCCUUUGGAGCAAGACCUUUGGAACCAAGCCAAAGAGGACCGGAUUGAUCCCUUAACCCUGAAGGAGAUGCUGGAGGACAUCAGGGAAAAGGCAGACGUGCCUUUGUCUGUGCAGUCUCUCAGGUUUCUGCAGCUGGAGCUGAGUGAAAUGGAGGCGUUUGUGAACCAGCACAAGUCCAAGGUUAUCAAGCGGCAGACAGUCAUCACCACCAUGACCACCCUGAAGAAGAACCUGGCUGAUGAGGAUGCCGUGUCCUGUCUGGUGCUAGGCACUGAGAACAAGGAACUCCUAGUGCUGGACCCUGAGGCCUUCACCAUUUUGACCAAGAUGAGUCUGCCCAGUGUCCCCGUCUUCCUGGAGGUUUCCGGUCAGUUUGAUGUGGAGUUCCGGUUGACUGCUGCCUGCCGAAAUGGGAGCAUCUAUAUUCUGAGAAGAGACUCCAAACACCCCAAGUACUGCAUCGAGUUGAGUGCCCAGCCUGUGGGGCUGGUCCGUGUACACAAGAUCCUGGUGGUGGGCAGCACCCAAGAGAGUCUGCAUGGCUUCACCCACAAGGGUAAGAAAUUGUGGACAGUGCAGAUGCCUGCAGCCAUCCUGACGAUGAACCUCCUGGAGCAGCGAUCCCGGGGCCUGCAAGCUGUCAUGGCUGCUCUGGCCAAUGGGGAAGUCCGAAUUUACCGAGACAAGGCCCUGCUUAAUGUCAUCCGUGCCCCGGAUGCAGUAACCAGCCUGUGCUUUGGCCGAUAUGGACGAGAAGACAACACCCUCAUCAUGACUACUAGAGGUGGUGGCCUGAUCAUCAAGAUCCUGAAGCGCACAGCAGUGUUUGUGGAAGGGACAGGUGAGGUGGGCCCACCACUAGCACAGACAACAAAACUCAACGUGCCCCGAAAGACCCGGCUGUAUGUGGAUCAGACCCUGCGGGAGCGAGAAGCUGGCACAGCCAUGCACCGGACCUUUCAGACUGACCUCUACCUGCUGCGCCUGCGAGCUGCCAGAGCCUAUGUUCAGGCCCUGGAGUCCAGCCUGAGCCCCAUGUCAACCACAGCUCGGGAGCCACUCAAGCUGCAUGCUGUGGUUCAAGGCCUGGGCCCCACCUUUAAGCUCACACUUCACCUACAGAAUACCUCAACGGCUCGGCCAGUACUGGGGCUGCAGGUCUGCUUCCUGUAUAACGAGGCACUCUAUGCCCUGCCUCGGGCCUUCUUUAAGGUUCCCUUGCUGGUACCAGGACUCAGUUACCCACUGGAGACCUUUGUGGAGAGUCUCAGUAGCAAGGGCGUCUCAGACAUGAUCAAGGUGCUAGUGCUUCGGGAAGGCCAGAGUGCUCCCCUGCUGAGUGCCCACAUCAACAUGCCCGUGAGUGAGGGUCUGGCAGCUGCCUGAGCCAUGGACCACCAUUCAAGCCUCCACAAAAUGGAGCAGGUCAGACCCAGUGACUUCCAGUGUCACCAGACUACUUCCCCUGGCAGCAAUGUAUGAGACAUCAGCUCCCUGUACCUCUCUGAAACAGUCCCUUGCUCCUCACCUCUGCCAGUGGGCCUGAGCAAGAAGACAUGGAGUGCUCAGAAUCAGCUCCUCCUCCCUCACAACCCACCCAAGCACUGUCCCUCAGUUCCUGCUGCCUGCCACUCUCACCAGGUCCCAGGAAGAGAUGUGAGGUGGUAGGGUGAGCAUAGCAUAACCACAGUUCCUCCCUCCCUCCCUCCCCCUUCUUUCUUUCCUUCCUUCCUCCCUUUCUUCCUUCCUGCCACUCACCUAUUUCAGGUCAAGGCCACAGUUGAUCGAGGGCUUGAGAUGUCUGCUGGUACUGAUCCUCUGUUGCCCUUUGAAGUUGCAGGGUGUGGAUGCUGUCAGCUUAGUUUACAGGCACAUGUGCUAAGCUUUCCCAGCUAAAGAGGGGCUCCACUUUCUACCCUGAAGCCCAGGAGUCACAGGGCUGUCCCUGGGUCCUAGAUGAGCCACAGAGAUUGCCAGAGGAGGUGGUGCAAGAAGUAGAUAGAAUCCAUGUGAAGAGCUAGAUCCAAGCAGCAGCUGCUCCUGACAUGGAUGCCCAUGUCCAGAGACAGUAUUUUGAAAUGGAAUGCCAAGCUCAAUAGUGGAGCUAGGGCUGGUGGCACUGGGAGAGGUGCAGACCUAGGAUCUGGGAAGUGACCCAAGAGGCAGAUGCCGACAAGUGCCUGUCAGAAUUCACUUAGGUCCAGGAUCCCAAGAUGGUCCUGAGGGUGAAAUACUGUGCAGUGGCCAGAAAAUGCCUGGGGUCACUGAAAAGGUACACCCCAGGGGGAUGGAAUGAAGUUGAAGACUAAAGGGAGAUGUCUUUAGAUCUCAAGUGUCAGGACCCCUGGCCCCCCUCCCCUCAGAGACUGUUCUGGAUCACUUCAGAAGCAGGAGCCCUGUUCUGGGGAGAGCAACAUUUCCCCAGUCUGAUCAGGUUCAGCCUGGCGUGUGGCACCAGCUUAGGCUUGCAGGCUUCCACCUCCUCUCCAGUAUAAGAGGUUGGCCUGGAUUAACUCUAAGCCGUCGUCAGCUUUAGCACCAUUAGAGCUUGGCAGCUCCUCAGGAAAAAGAAAAGAAUCAGUCCAAGGUGAUAACUUCACUGCAUAGCUUUUGUCCAUAAAACCAAUGUCUCUAAGCUAGCCACCACUGUCCAGUAACAGCCUCUGUGCCCAUGUGGGGGCCAGGGUGGCACUGACCACCUUGACCCUUCCAAAGGGUACCAGGCUAAGAGACAGUGGGCCUGGACCAAAGAAACAGCAAUCCUCCUCCUCAUAUUGCCCAUCCCCCUCAAGACAGGCACUACCUGAGCAAGGAUAGCAAAGGGUUCUUUGUGCAUCAGCCAGCAGAGGCACAGCUGGACCACAAGGGAGGUCUAACUGGAGACAGGAAGAUGACAGUGGAGAGUGAGUAUUGCUGAGAGUCCGAGACCCCAGCCUAACCUGCAGCACUAAACAGGGAGGAAGGUCUGCCCAAGGUGUUGAGCCCCUGUCACUGCUGUCAUGUGAGUGGGCUGUGUUAUCAUCGCGCCAGGUUGGGUGUUGGAUCAUGACACCCCAGUCCUUUUCACCCAAGUCAAGCUGUGAAAUCAGAACAAAAAUAUUUGAUGUGUGCUCUCUCCAUAGCUAUUCAUGAUGAUACAAGGGGUAAGACAUAUGUUCAGGCCCUACAUGAAACACAGUGUCAUACUAUGCUUGCCUAGUAAGAAAUGCAUGCCAUGCACCCACUCUAUGCACAUAAAAGAAAAUGAAGUAUAAACAGUGCAGAGUAUCCAGUACUCAUGGGAGUGAGAGCUCUAGGAAAUUGUGAACUUAAGGAUGAGAAGAGUCUAUCUUUUUUAACAUAAUACUUAUAUUGAAACACACACCUAUGUAGUGAUCUGGAAUAGACUAUUUAAAGUAAAAUGUCCUCUCCCCAUUCCACAGGACCAUUCCAGUACAACAGCCAUUUUCAUUAUUUUAAAUAUAUAUAUUUCUCUCUCUCUUUCUCUCUCUCUCUCUCUCAAGAGGGGGGAGUAUGUCUGUGAGUACAGGUGCCCAAGGAGGCCAGAAAAGGAUCCCCAGGAGCUGGAGUUACAAGUGGUUGAGAGCUACCCAGUAUGGGUGCUGGCAGCCACACCUGGGUCCUUGGCUAGAGUAAGGGCUCUUACCCACUGAACGCCUCUCCAGCCCUGUACUCUCCUUCAGUCAUUCGUCUUAGACGGUGCCUAGUGCCUGUUGGCUCCCUGUUGUAACAGAUGAGUGUUUGGUGCUCUUGAGAUGCCUUCCCUGCCAUCCCCCCACCCCGCUCUCCUCUCCAUGUUUUAUAUAAUCAGUACUCACUGGUUACAUUGCUGUUUAUAUUGAUUUGUGAAAGUCUUAGUAAAGCUGAGAACUAACUAUAACCAUUUUUGAACUUUUAGAUGUUUUCAUGGAAUUAGCACUUGAUUUGACUUUUCUUUCUUUCAUUGCUUAGUUUUCUAAUAUACCAUUGAAAAUUCCCCCAUCCAAUCUCAGUUCAUUUCUCAGGACACUUCCUUCAUACCUUGCUUCUGUGUAGACUCCUCUAUAAGAAAGUUCCUUUUCCUGUUAUCCCAGGGUUAGAUCCCCUGAUUCCUGGGUUCCAUGUCUUCUUACUCUGCCCUCACUGGGUAGAACACAUCCAAGGGUAACUUCGCUGUAAAACCUACCUGUGAUGGUUAUUUCUAGCUGUCAACUUGACUAUAUCUGGCCUCCAUUCAGAAAUGAAGGGCACACCUGUGAGCCAGAUCUUGAGGCCGAAGACACAGGCUUUUGAUCUGGAUCUUAAAGCAUAGUGGCCAUGAAAAGCUCAGGCCCAGGGAAGGUAAUUCAUGCUUUUAAUCCCAGGAAACAGAGGCAAGCAGAUUUCUUAAGUUCAAGCUAGCCUGGGACAGAACAGAUUCCAAGUAAAGAACAUCUUGGGUCCAGACAUGGUGGUACACACCUUUAAUCUCAGCCAUACUUUCUGCUGGAGGCCUUUAUAAAUAAGGACAGUGGAAGAAGGAAGCCUUGCUUCUUCUUUGCUUGCUUGCACUGACUUGGCAGCACAUCUGUUGGAGCCUACUUCUUCAGGAUUCCAGCCUAUACAGAAGACCAGCUGAAAUACCCAGCCUCGUGGGACUGAGCAACUACUAGACUCUUGGACUGCCCAUUCACAGAUGCCCAUUGUUGGUUUAGUCGGAUUGCAGCCUGUAAGUCAUUCCAAUAAAUUCCCUUAAUAUAUAGAGACAUUCCAUAAGUUCUCUGACUCUAGAGAACCCUGACCAAGACACCACCCACAUCUUUAUACCACUGCUUGUCUGGACACUGCUGUGUUCAGCUCACAUAUGUAACAGUUUGGGUAGUAAAACAAAGCUGGGAAUAGUUUUCCUAUAGGCAAAGUUUCCAUGUCUUCUGUGUUCCGUCCUAAUUGUUACUUUGAAGUGUGAGUAGAUGGGCAUUCCUCCUCAGGGCUGCCCUGUUCUCUGUCUGGGACUCCAGUUAAGCUCAAUGUCUGACAAAUGGUCACUCCUGAGAGAACUAGAUUGAUUCUAAUUUUCUUCUCUCUUCUUUCAUGGUCAUCUUUUUGCUUUGUUUUCUGAGAAUGAGAAUUUUAUAAGCUUUUCUUAAGUUUCAGACUGUUUUUCUUAGUUCUCAACUCCUCUGUUCAGUCCUUAUAUUUUCUUCUCUUUAAGUUUUGCAUUUGUUUGUGUGUAGCCUAACAGCAUCCAAUUAAACAAAAA